AUGCCAUUGAAUUGUGAGCUUGUACUUGACCUAUUUAAUAACGGGAAAUGCUCGGAUAUUGAUAUUGAUGAGGCCGACGAGGAUUUUUGUCCACAACCAGGUGCUACUGAAGAUGAUGCCCAUGAAAAGGAAUCUCCUCCCUCAACAGACUCAAAAAAGAGUUAUUCUAGUUUAGUUCGUAAAGAGCAUGAAGGUGAUGGUCCAUCAAAAACAAAUAAACAGAAGAAAAGUAGACCGCUCCAAUACAGUUGUGCGGGUCACAAAGUCGAGUAUAGCUCAUUAGUUUUACGUUGGCAGUGGACGGGCCCAGUAUUGUACGAUUAUGCGGGAAGCAAACUUUCACCUCCCGCGCAAAUUUUGUCCGACGCGCAGUCUGCGAGCAGGUUUCAACCUGUACACUUCGUGACUGAUUGCGCUCCCCGACUUGGCAAAAGCGAAGAAAAUGAUGACGAUAACAUACCUUUGAGUAUGCUAGCAGGAUGGCAGAAGAAGCCUUUCAAUGGCAAACCUCUUCCAGAAGAUGCUUGUCGUGACCCAGGAGAUAUUAAAACCCCAUACGAAUAUUUCGAGCGCUAUUUUACUGACGAGCUCAUGGAACAGAUGGCUUUGACCACAAAUCAAUAUUAUAUGGCCAAUACUGGAAUUACUUCUGCUGGUAUCGGUUUUUCGCAAUUUGAAGAAAUUACAGCAUGUAUGGACGUACCCAUAUUCACGAAAACAACUUAUGCUAAAGUUCAAAACAAAGUUUAUGAAAAAUGGGAGUCAGCAUCUGUAGAGUCCAUGGCGGCAGCAACUCUGCAAAUGGCUCCUAAAAAAGAUUAUACGCCUCAACAAAUGGGCUGGGCUAUUGAGGCAGUAAAAAAAGGGUUAAAAAUAUCCGAAGCAGCCAAAAAGUUCAAUGUACCAAGAAUAACCUUGCACAACAAAGUUAAUGGUAAAAGUCCGAUUGAGUGCUCAAUGGGACCCAGCACCAUUUUAAGUAAGGAAGAAGAAAACAUUUUAGAAAUCUGGAUCAAAGAAAUGUUAGAUAAACAUAUACCCGUAACAAAAGAGGAUUUAAUGGACAGUGUCCAACGAAUAAUAAUCGACAAAAAGCAAGAAACCCCUUUCGAAGAUAAUAGACCUGGCAAGAAAUAG
Molecule: messenger RNA, 1137 nt
Organism: Parnassius apollo (apollo)
Lineage: Eukaryota; Metazoa; Arthropoda; Insecta; Lepidoptera; Papilionidae
Source: the annotation of a GenBank genome assembly